UUACCUUUAGUCCCUUUAAACCCAAUUAUGGAUUGUUAUUUUACACCAAAUAUUCCCUCCUUAUCAAAGCUUGUUAAUUUGCUUGAGUUGUGACUUUGUGUGGUUACUAGGCAUGAAAAAAUGUCGGUUAUAUAUGUGUGUCUCUCUUAUACUAACCUAGCUGCUACUGCUACUGCUAGAGAAAACUGUAACAUGGCUUGUUAAUUUGCUUGAGUGGUGACUUUGUGUGGUUACUAAGCAUGAAAAAAUGUCGGUUAUAUAUAUAUGUGUGUCUCUUGUACUAACCUAGCUGCUACUGCUACUGCUAGAGAAAACUGUAACAUGGCUUCCAGUUACAACUUAGUCCUGCUUAUCUUGGUCUUUGCUGGUGCAUUUCUCGAAUCCAAUUGCAAGCUCACUAAAAAUUUCUACAAAUCCAAAUGUCCAAAAGCAUUGUCCAUUGUGCAAGAAGAAGUUAUAGCAGCCAUAAAAAAUGAAACCCGUGUCGGGGCUUCCUUGCUCCGUCUGCAUUUCCACGAUUGCUUCGUAAAUGGUUGCGAUGCGUCGGUGCUGUUAGACGAUACUUCAAACUUUGUUGGUGAGAAAACAGCAGUUCCCAACAACAACUCCAUUAGAGGAUUUGAAGUUGUUGAUGGAAUUAAAGCUAAGCUUGAGAAAGCAUGCCCUGGAGUGGUCUCCUGUGCUGAUCUUCUAGCUCUGGCUGCCCGUGACUCUGUAGUUUAUUUAGGGGGUCCUUCAUGGAAAGUUCGUUUGGGAAGAAGAGAUUCAACCACUGCUAGCAGAAGUGCUGCUAACACCUCCAUUCCUCCACCAACUUCCAACAUAAGCGCUCUCAUUUCAAGCUUCUCAGCACAAGGCCUCUCGUUAAGGGACUUGGUCGCUCUUUCAGGUUCUCAUACUAUUGGCCUUGCAAGGUGCACAUCAUUCCGCUCACGUAUCUACAAUGAAUCCACCAUCAAUGCUGCCUUCGCCAAGUCUUUGCAGGGAAGUUGCCCGAGGAGCGGAAGUGACAACAACCUUGCAAGCCUUGACCUCCAGACCCCAACACAUUUUGAUAACUUGUACUACAAGAAUCUGUUGAAAGAAAAGGGACUUCUUCAUUCAGACCAGGAGCUCUACAAUGGAACUUCUACGGAUAAACUGGUUAAGAAAUAUGCAAAUAACACCUUUGUAUUCUUCAAGCAUUUUGCCAAGGCUAUGGUCAAAAUGGGAAACAUUGAUCCUCUUACAGGAAGUCAAGGCGAAAUCAGAACCAAUUGCAGAAAAGUGAAUUAAAAUUUUACAACAUGGAAUCAUACAAGUGUGUAACUAGUCUUUUUUUCUACGACAACAGCAAGGUUGAUGUGUAGCUCUGGGUCUUCGAACAACAACAGCUGCCAACUCUACUCUCGCAUAAAGUGAAAAGAAGGAACCUGGCCACUGCUUUCUUAUACCUAAGUUGUCUCUGAAAUUCUCUUUUGUUCUGAGACAAGUUGUCACUCAAACUCUCUUUUGGCAAAAUGCUUUUUGUUCAUUUUGGCAUUCGUUUUGUUUGGUUAGUACAGAGUUUCGGUCA
Malus domestica (apple) is the source of this 1555-nucleotide messenger RNA. RefSeq names its product peroxidase 4-like. Gene Ontology annotation, biological process: hydrogen peroxide catabolic process; response to oxidative stress. NCBI's taxonomy places the organism in Eukaryota, Viridiplantae, Streptophyta, Magnoliopsida, Rosales, Rosaceae. Gene Ontology annotation, molecular function: heme binding; peroxidase activity. The record is from RefSeq and is a predicted model, not a curated record.